Messenger RNA from Centruroides sculpturatus (bark scorpion), 1318 nucleotides. Its product is annotated as toll-like receptor Tollo. Gene Ontology annotation, molecular function: protein binding. The record is from RefSeq and is a predicted model, not a curated record. The transcript has a single exon. The coding region runs from base 305 to 1318 and encodes 337 amino acids. Lineage: Eukaryota; Metazoa; Arthropoda; Arachnida; Scorpiones; Buthidae.
GAAGAGGAAGAAGAGAAGAAAUAUGCAUAAAUUACAAGAAAAAUUGUUGGAAAUUUAAAAGAAAAUUGAGUUUUAAAAUAAAAAAAAUAUAUAUAUAUAUACUAUAUAUAUAAAACCCAAGUGAAGGAUUAUCUAUGCAUUUCUUUUCUUUCAAAAUUAUAAAGAUUGGAAAAGGACACGAAUUUUUAAUCGUGGAAGAAGUAACGAGUACAUUUUUGAAUGGCCAAAGGAAAUCACAGUAUUCAGGAUAGCAAUACGGCAAAAGUCGUGCUUUUCACAAGAAACGUAUCAUUAUCCUGAACAAAUGUCAAGAAUUCUUUCUCAUUUUCUGUUCCUCAUCACGACAUGUACUGCCUUGCACUACACGGCUCCGGAGGACUGUCAAUGGAGUCCUGCUGGUCAGGAUGUGUCCUUAAUAUGUCGCGUAGAUGCCAUCAGCUCCAAUGGUCGAAGCACCAACUUCACUCUUAUACAAUCAGAUCACACCACUUCACUACGGAUACUGUGCGAUGAUGUUUUGUUCGAAAGUCAUCUUCAGAACGGAUCUUUAUCUCAUCUUAAACAUCUUAAAAAUCUUCAUAUAGAAUAUUGCAAGUUAUCAGUGCUUCCAAAUGGAGUUUUCCACGGUUUAAACGACCUACGCCAUCUUACAAUCCGCACCCAUAAUAAAGAAUGGGGUUCGAUUUCACUUCGUCUUGCACAACGCGUGUUGCAUCAAUUGAAACACUUAGAAUACGUUGAUUUAAGCUUCAAUAACAUUAUGGAUCUUCCAAGUCACGUCUUUUGUGAGCUACAUUCCCUUAAAAUGCUUAACAUGAGCCAAAAUUCAUUAAUGGACCCUAACAGAUUGGAUUUCGUCAUAAAUCCUGAUAAUCAAUGCCUUCCUGAAUUACUCCAAUUAGAUUUAUCGGGUAACAAUUUUAAAAGCCUGAAUGGGGGAAGCUUUUCUUCUUUGAAAAAUCUACAACAGUUGGAUUUGAGGAAUAAUAUGAUAACUGAUCUAACCAAUUCGGCCUUAGAAGGUUUAGGAAAGCUGCAACUGUUGUAUCUUUCUAAUAAUUACAUUAAAAUUAUACCUACGCAGAUAUUCAAGCAUACACCCGAUCUUAGGGAGAUACAUUUGCAGAAUAACUCGAUCUCAACGCUUAGUGUUGGUCUGUUCAGUGGUCUUCAGCAACUCUUAGUUUUGAACCUCAGCAGGAAUGAUAUAACCAGCUUGGGAAUCACGUCUGAAGUGCUCUCAGAUUUAAUACGCUUAGUAGUCCUUGACCUCAGCCAUAAUCAUCUCAAACACGUUGACUUCACCACUAAGAAUUAA